AGUCGCGAAUACUAGACGUGCGACGGUUUUCGAAAAUAAAUCUAUCGAUAUUUCGAUUUCGUGCGCGCCCCUCACUAUUUUCGAGACAAACGCCGGCAGGCCGCGUGCGUUCGAUCGUAUCGAUUUUAUCGAUUAUCGAGUAUCGACUUUUUGUGACAGUGAACACGUGGUGUUCGCAAAACGUAUUCUCAUUUUGAAACAAAAUGGUAAUUGUUUGUUUUCGAAUACAAUAUUUCUUGUAUUUCGCGAUAAAGUAAAAUUUACACGUGUUUCGGUUUGUUUGUUUGUGUUGUUAGUAAGUUGUUUGAUCGUUUCGUCAUACGCGCGUGGCAGUUUUUAUAUGAUAAUUCCGUGAACAGAAUCUCUACAGUAUUAAUAUCUUCUAGAAUGUACCAUAUAACACUAGUUAUCGCCGCGGCGCUACUCGGGGGCGGCUGUAGAUCUGCAAAUGUCAAUAAACACAUGAAAAUGUUACCUCAAAUUGAUAACAAUAUUGAAUCAAAUGUGGUAUCAACAAAACAGUCACCAGUAACGAAGCUGCUGGCCAUAACGCGAAGACCGAAUGUCCUCAACCCUCACCCGCCUGGUACCACCGUCGAACUGACCUGUGAAGCAUACGGCACGCCAGCUCCAUCUAUACAUUGGUACAAGAACGACGUACCAGUUUAUGAGCACGAUAUGGAGUCCAAUGAAUUAAUAGACACGAACCCGGCAUCCCUCGCUCGGGUUGUUUCAACGCUGCUGGUGACAAGAACGGACGAGCAGGAUGAAUAUACGUGUCUCGUGAAGUCGGGAACGAAGGUCGCCAGAGCUUCCAGCACUGUCUACAGAGCACCGACAGAUGGCAACACAGAGGUGACGGAGCGUUCGAAACUGAUCCCUUUGGAGCCUCGAAUACUGGUGUCUUAUAAGGCGUACAUCGACACCAUUGGGAGUAACGUGAUGCUGCCCUGCAGGGUGCGAGGACACCCGCGGCCACACAUCACGUGGACGUGGAAGAAUAACAACGGCACAAGUGGCACAGUCACCAAGAACACACCUAGAAUGAAGGUGCUCCGUUCUGGUGAGCUGAUAAUCUCGCCGCUGAGGUGGAGCGACAUGGGCGAGUUCACGUGCCGAGCGACCAACGUGUUCGGCAGCCAGUACGCGAACACGUUUGUCUACCCCGCUAAAGCGGGGUAACCCAUAUCGUUAGCAAUCACACAUACAAGCGUGAAGCAUACUUAAACUGGAUGUUCCUGUUAAUAGUUAAGUUAAACGUUAAGAGGCUUACACACCGAACCACGGGCACGCUGCCCUCCUGCUGACAAAACGCACGACAAACGCGAUUUGAAAAAAAAAUACCAUUUUGAUAAAUAUUUUCAAGUUGAUUACAUGAAAGUUUUCAUACAUUCGAACUCAACUUUUCAUGAACCGUGUAUUCUUGUAUGUAUGACUGAUUACAUAUACGUACAUACACACAUUUUGUAGAAAGCAAUACUACAUAUUAAUAUACAUAAUACAAUGAAUGAAAGAAUGUUAGCACUAAUCAGAUUAUUUUUUAAAUUCUAUAAUUAAUAUAGAUAUAUAAUAUA
Achroia grisella is the source of this 1574-nucleotide messenger RNA. RefSeq names its product neural/ectodermal development factor IMP-L2-like. Gene Ontology annotation, cellular component: neuron projection. The record is from RefSeq and is a predicted model, not a curated record. NCBI's taxonomy places the organism in Eukaryota, Metazoa, Arthropoda, Insecta, Lepidoptera, Pyralidae. The coding region runs from base 388 to 1182 and encodes 264 amino acids. The transcript is spliced from 7 exons.